CACACCACCAUCAGUAUAAAUAAACGGACGCAACCGAAGAGAGUUUAGUAUCUCCGAGUAUCUACGAGCAUCUUUCUGUAUCAACGAGCGAUCUAAGUGUUAUCUACCGAGUUAUUCGACGAGCAUUUAUCGAGUAUUCAACCGCGAUUUUACUUUGCGAUUUAUACUCUGUACUAACGACUCAGCGAUUAUAGGCUGUACAUUAAUUUAUUGUUUUUAAAUAUAUUCGACGGUUAUGACAACAAACGAUAACGAUAAACCAACCAAUUAAUCUCAUGAUCAAACAUCUUUCAUACCUGUCCUCUAGAGAUUCUAAAAAAAAUAUUGCGAAAUGGCUCGUUGUUAUUUAUUAUCGGACUAAAAUUUAACACUAUGUAUACUAGCAAUCGGUAUGCGUGUUUACAUGGAUGUUUACGUAUGAAAUCGAUAUUCCUAGAAAAUUGAAAGAAUAAUCUCUGUUUGUAAUACGUAUAUGUAGAUAUAUAGAUGCACGCGUGAUAAAUUCAUCGAACAAACAUUUUCCUCCAUUCUUUGCCCCCCCCCCCCUUCUCGUUCCGUUUGAAACUCACACAGUUUGCUAGUUGGCUGUUCUGUCAGAAUACGCUCAUGGUGAAAGAAGAUAACACGAGAAUGUACUCAGCCAUAUAUGAUUACUAGUAACUCUCUUCGAUCGAUCGAAACUUGCUCUAAGAUUUUACCGGUAUACUCUUGAAAGCACUCGAUAUCUGGCCCCAUUCGAGCGAAUCGUUAAACUGACUGCCUCCUGACCUUAAUUAAUCCCAAGAUCCUCGAAUCCGCCGCGUAAUUUUCCGACUAUGCGACUGUGUUCUGGUAUUGUCGGUAACUUAUUUCGUGAAAAAACUGAAAUACAUUCGUCAUCUUUCGUGAGUAUGUAACAACGUCGAGAUAUAUUAGGUUGGCAUCUAAGUGAUUGCAGAUUUUGUCAAUGCCACCUAUUGACAAAAUUCGCAAUCACUUAGUUGCCAACCCAAUAGAUCUGGCUGAUAAUAAAAUCCAUUAUUAUGUUAGUGUGUAAUGUUAUUUGUUGCGUACGACAACUUCGUACCGCUUUUUCUUCCAUUAUUAAAAUUAAAUUCCCUUUAUCGUUACUAACUAUAGCGCUGCCAUCAACUUGCAAACCUAAUUCUCGUAUAAUUUCCGUUUCUGGAAUUUGAUAGAGCAACGAAUUAAGCGAAAGUGAUUUGUAAAAACUGUCGUUUUCUUUGCUAUACGAUACGUCUAAAGCCGUUACGAGCAACUCGGUUUAGCGAACAAUGCAAAUAACCAAAAAAAAAAAAAAAAAAAGAUACAAUCCGACUAGUAAGAUAGGAAAUGCAGGUGCCAUUGAUUCGAUAACCUACUUGCUACCAACCAGCCUACAUGACAAUGACCCUUUAGACUUUGACCUUACCUUCGCACAUGGCCCAACACCAAAUAUUCCCCAUUACGUAGGGCACUCUGGAUCCUCUCCUUGCCCCUCAACUCCUACAAACUCAACAUAUAAAAACUGCGAGCAUUCGACCGCGAGACUAGUCUUGGGUACAGUCUUAGCCGUGAUUUGAACAACUAUUUUAAUAUUUUGUAACUUCGCUACUUCAUUGUAAUAUCGAACUUAAUCAUUUUGGUGAAUAAAAGCAUAUAAAAAUAUUAAAGGACAAUCUAAGCUCAGCUAUUGCUCAGCUCUCCCGUUUUUAUCCCGAAUUUUACGUGACAUUUUGGCGAUCCAUGAUUGGCCAGGAUCGUGAAAAGUGCUCGUUGGGAAAACAAGAUAUCCUACCUACGUGGAAAAGGAAACUCUCUUGGGCUACGGGUCAUCCUCAACAACAAACUCACAAUCCACGAAUCCGAAGCCUAUAACGUGAUAACGGACAUUCUAUGGAAGUUCCAUUUCUACGGAUAUCAAGCCUAUUCUCGGACUUAAGAAGCCUGGCGGGUACGAUCCUUAUGAAUCUCUUGGCAGCUCUUUUUAUGGUUCAACUGCUCUUCAUAGUUGGAGUAGGUGGCGUUCAGGAUUGGGAGCUAUGCAUUUCUCUGGAGUUGAGCUUGCAGUAUCUUCGGAUGACGGUGGUUUGUUGGCUGGCUGCGAUGUGUCAUCAUCUUUACGCAACCGUUGCUUCGAUCCCGCGACGCGACGAUCCACCAUCUUAUCUGAAAUACAGUCUGUUCGCCUGGGGUACACCAUUGCUCGAUCUGGCCAUCGCCACUUUCCUACAGAUACGUGAGGCGACUGUUAUUUGGAACAUAGCGGAUCUUACACCUUUCAAUUGCUGGUUUCUAGGAACGAAGGCAACGAUUUAUGCGUACGGCUUGCCAGUGGCCCUUCUGCUUCUUUCCGCCGGCUACUAUCUAAUCAAAGCUGCGAUUGUAUCCAGAUACACGUGCAGCAUGCAACUGGAAAUUAAGCAACGCGAGAAGAUGAAGAGAAGGAGAGCAUUGCAAAUUAUCCUGUUUUUAAAAGUGUGUAUAAUAGUGGGUCUCAUAGCUGGGUGUGGAGUCGCGUCCAGGGUGUGGAAAGUCCCUUUCCUCUGGGCUGUAUUCUGUACUGGACAUUCUUUGCAGGGACUAGUUGUAGCGCUAUCCGUCGCGUGCAACUGCAGAGUUUUGAAAAUCUACACCAGGAAAUCGUACAAGCAACCAAAACAACAGAUCGCGCAUUCUAGUAGCAGCAGCAUGCAACUGCUCGCACCUGCGCCAGAUCCGGUCUAGAUCCACGAAUUUUCGGCUACUUUUGCGGACGAAGCCACCAACGAAGAUGAAAAUAAAGGGCCAUCGAAACAAAGGAUUUCCAUUACAUUUUCCAUCCAAACGUAUCUCUCGCUCUCUCCGAAAUGAUUCUCUAGUGAUAGAGAGAUAUUCUUCUUCUUCUAUUACAUUUACGAAACUGAGACGUAUUUCGAACAAAAUCGAUUUUCAUUUGCUGCUCGAGAACGGUUGAAAACACUGCAAAGAUAUCAAACGUUUAAAGCUAAAUAUCACUGUGAACUUUGACGAUUUUCUGCUGUGCUGUUUUCUUGGGUCAAAGAUUUAUUCGAUUAUAGGAGAAAAAAAGCACGGACAAGGAGAGAGUUCAGGAAAAACGACCUCGGACGUGAAGAAAAAGAAACGGCGAGAGAACAGUCGUAAUUUACUUUAAAUUACGUUUUCCGCUUUCCGGUGGCCGCGUUCAAAGCCUGCGAGCUGAACGCACUUGAGUAUAGAGGCUUUUCGUGGCAGGAAGCGGUAGCGAAUAUCGCGCGCCGUUCCAAACCAGCGGAACUGGAAAGAUCAAAUUUCACGAGUCUAUCGCGUCAGUGGCCAUAAAGACGACCACCGGACGCAAAGAGAUUAUGUGAAGAUAGUCGCGCGUCAAUGUAUCGCGUCGUUGUUGAUUUCACAAGCCUUGCAUUCCGUGCACGUCGAAUGCCACGCUGUAAACGGCGUCGCUCCGCACUACUCCGCACAAUUCUACCAUUUUACCAUUCGAUCGAAUUGGAAGUAGACGUACGAGUAACUUUUAACAUAUCUCUCGUCGCAUACACGAAUGCCUCUUUUUUUGCCUUAUUUUUCGAGCCAUUUUACGAAACUACUUUAUUUUCUCGAUCUUCGUAAGAAAGAGUAAAUCGCAUAGAACCAGCAACGAACGCCAACUAGCGCCAACGAACAGAGAGUAAAUCAUGCGGCAUUCCGGACGAUGCAUUUCGGUAAUAUGAGUAUUUGCUCGUUACGGAGAAAAUCGGAACGAAAGAGGAACAAAAGAUGAAAAAAGAUCGAUCCAAUAUGAAAGGAACGGAGGCGCGGUGCAUUCGGAAGCGCGUUCGGGAACGCGUUCCCGGCGGUUUUGCGGCUAUCAUUUCCCUGCGAUGUAAUUAACACUUGGUAAUCACCUAUGCGAUCGCAUUAGUACACCUAACCACCAGCACUCUGUAAAUGUAAACGCAUGUAGUUAUGAGGAAAUAAAUAUUUUGAAAUCCAAUAGAAACUGUGGAAUACCGAGGCACAUCGAUUUGUGAACUAUUUCCCUACUUAAUCGACCGCUUCGUCUGCUAGUCGUGGCUAGUCGAGAAACAAGAUCCGUUUGUUAAACUAAUUACCGAUUUCGUUGCGACCACGCCACGGCCCCCUUCGUCCAGUUUCCUCCCUAUUCCAUCUCGAAAUCAAUGCUGUCACCGCUCUAAUUGCAGGGUCAAUUAAUUUACGUGAGCUCGCCGCAAUCCGUUAUCGUUAUCUCGAUAAUUGCGUGAAUUACACAGAACAGGAAAUUCUCGGAGAUGGUAAGCAUCUAAUACGUAACUGUUUGUAAACUGUAAACACUAAAAAGCCAAGUUCUAUCUACAACGAACGCAUCCGAUCUGUACCGAUCUGUACCGAUCUGUACCGAUCAGUGAAUAAACACGAACACUGUCACCAGUGAAAUAGUAAUACCAAAGAUUCUAAUUACACAUAUACAUACUUGGUACGCUUGUAUCUUGUGCUUCUGCCAACCAACGAACAACGACUCAACUUUCGCUCAAAUAUUAACAACUUUAUGUGAAAAGUCCGCAGAGGAUGGCAUCAUUCUUCUCAUUCGCGUUGGCGUUAUCGAUUAAAUCAAACGUUGUAACUUUCAUUAACUACGCGCUCUUAUCGUUAACGAAAGUCGUGUUAUUGGGUCCAAAUUUGUGUCACUUCCUUUGCUCUUAAUUUUCUCAAUUUCACACAAAAUAUUCAACGAGAAAAUGUCAAACUCGCGAAAGAACUCCGUCGCGUUGAUCGCCAUGUCGAUAACCACUCGCGUUUGACUCAACUAUGCGAUUUCAUAGGAUUCGUGCGUUCAGAAGUUUAAACCAAAAGCGUAAAAUAUUUUAAAAGCCUCUCUAAGGACAUAUCUUUAUGAUUAGAAAAGGAAACUAUAUAACCGAUGUAAACGUGCCACGACCGACCGAUGAAAACAACGUGUCAUGUCUCGCUGUCUCGCCUAGCUAUCUGACAUUUAAUUAUCGAGAAGCAGCGCGAUGGCCGAUGCAGCGAGCCGCACCCCUUUUCGCUCGUUCGCUCGUAAACAGUUUCUUUUUAUCUUGUCGUCAACGCGACACGAUGCGACUCGUGUCAAACGCUCCUAUUCGAUUCAUUGUACAAACGUUGCCAUUCCGUACACCUGUUCCAAGAUACGUACAAGUACAUAUCUGCUAUAGAAUAAUUUUUUGACUACUUCAAAGUAUUUGAAUGUCGGAACGAUUUUGCAACUAUCUUUCUAGUUUAUCGACACGUCUUUCUAUCGGUUUUUUUUUUUGUAUUUCGAAUAACGAUGGCAAAUGUAGUAAAAGGACGAAAUGAAAAACACAUUUCUUGCAAAAAGUUGAAACAGAAUUCAUACAGAUAAGAAGCAAAGAUGACUCAUAGUAGAGAAAAUAUAGAAGAAAUGAAAAGACAUUAAAAUAUCGGUCAACGAUUGUUCGUAAUAGCGAGCGGGAGGCUUCGUUUCCACUGAAACAACUUCGAACAACUUUUUAUUAAUAUUCCAUGUUUCUUGAAAAAGUUGUCGCAUAAUGCUUCAGUAUGGAUAGAAUGUUUCUAUAAGUUGCUGUUUUUUGGAAAUGUAUUGGAAUGUAGCGACGAGAGACAGCAGAAAGUUGAUCGUUGUUGCUUCAGUGAAAACGAGGCCUAACAAUCAUGCGCUCGUCCAUCGAAGUCAAGGCCAACCUAAGUAGAUAUCUGUUAUAUAUAUAGUUAGGUCUAUGGAUCAUCGAAAAACGCGCAGAUCAACAAUGUUGCACGAACUAAAGGUUAAUUGAUUUUGAUGCAAAGACAACGUAAACGUCGAACAAGAAAGAAGUGGAUUUUCAUUAGAAAGACGGCGAGCGCAUUAAUCUGAAACACCUAUACAUGUAUACAUACGGUCAUGAACGAAAACAUCGAAACACUGUUUAAAAUAAAAUAACUUUCUAAAAAUUAGGCCAAACCAUUUGAAUCUUUUUUAGAAGUAAAAGGGCUAGUUUACUAGAUGAUGCAUAAAAAAAUUUUGAAAAAAAUAGUAAAGGUCACUUUUUGCAACUUGUUUAUCUGAGUCUGUAAUGAAAAUUUAAAAAGUAUACUUUAUAGAUUUAUGUUAAUUAUAUAUGUGCUAAAAAUGUCAUCGAAAUCGGUUAACGUUGCUAUAACCUGCAAACGGUUAAAACUGACGAAAAUUCCAGUUUUCUGCGACUUUAGGCCUAUAUCUGAAAUCAAUCUACAUUGUUGUUCAUUUUUUGAUGCCUAUUGCUUAUUUCUAUAUUAACCGAUUUCGAUGAAAUUUUCAACAUGUGUAUGUAUAGAUGGCGUAACCUUUCAUAAUAUGUCACUUAAAUUUUCAUUACAGGCCCAAAUAAGAAUGUUAGUAAAAAGUGAUCUCUAUUAUUUUCUUCGCAUUUCCAAUUAACUGCAAUUUAGAAAAAAAAAUUUACGCAUCUUCUAAUAAACUAAUCCUUUUAACUUCUUAAAAAGAUUCAAGUCGUUUAAGUCUAAUCUUUAAAAAGUAAUUCUGUUUAAAGGCUGUGCCAAUACUGUAUGUAUGUAUGUACCAAAAAAAUGGAGUACGAACAAUGAAUAAUCCGGUUAAACACGAAAUUCGUAUUACACUUGGGAAUAAGCACAACGAAUAAAGAGAUAACAAAACAACAAAAGAUUUCCUUCGUUUCGUCGAAUCGUAGAUUACUUGCCAUGAACACCCGAUACCCAUUCUCUUCUUGUAGAACUUUUUAAAUGAUUUUGCAACUUAAUUAAAAAAAUAACAAUGGUUAAAAAAUUGUUGUUCGUGUAAAUUUCUCUAUAGUAACUGAUGAUAACAAUCAUGUUUUUGUAGUUCUUGUUUGGAUAUAAAUAGAAUUUCUACUAUUAAACGAAAACAAGCAUGAUAACUCUUUCCUCUUUCUUUUUUUGCUUCGUUUCCUUUUAAGAUAUAUUCAAUUUUUCUUUUCCGUUAUUACAAUCUGUUUUAGAGUUUAUUCUUUUUAAACAAAUUCUGUGAAUAAUCCGAAUUAUUGGUUCUGCACGCAUUUUUCUUUCUUUCGCUUUUAAAUUUGCGGUAUUUGUAAAGCGCUGCGAUCUCGCCAUCUGGUGACUAAACGCAAUCGAUUAAAUAGUGAAAUCGACAUUGUUGACUGUUGAUAAUUACGGUAGCAAGAACUAUAUUCAACAUCGAACGAUACGAUAACCUACUUCCAUAUCAGAUCUGAAUUGAAGACUGGUGUUUAAAGACUCCGGCCUCAGCUCUGAUUUGAAAACAACUUGUCUAUGUGGAGAUGGCACAGGUGUUGAUGAGGUUAGGCCUCGUGCUGAACUACGUGUGCGCCUCCUCCCUUCAACUUCUCCAACAGAUGCAUUCAAAUCCUGCAAUAGGAGAUCACUCACUAUUAAUCAUAACUCUGAAUGCAGCAUAGUCCAAAUAGUAUCUUACAACAAAUCUGUUUCUUACAACAAUAAUGAAAAUUUUAAAAUACAACUAAAAUGCACAGCGUACUCUACUACCUGCACAAUUAAACAAUAACAUGAUUUCUUUUUGUAAUUUAGUCUAUACCUAUUAAUUUUUACUCUAGCGAAAUAAUAUAAAAAUUCAUGUUAUUUGUA
Messenger RNA from Bombus huntii, 7560 nucleotides. Its product is annotated as cadherin EGF LAG seven-pass G-type receptor 1-like. The record is from RefSeq and is a predicted model, not a curated record. The transcript is spliced from 9 exons. Gene Ontology annotation, biological process: G protein-coupled receptor signaling pathway; cell surface receptor signaling pathway. Lineage: Eukaryota; Metazoa; Arthropoda; Insecta; Hymenoptera; Apidae. The coding region runs from base 1876 to 2706 and encodes 276 amino acids. Gene Ontology annotation, molecular function: G protein-coupled receptor activity. Gene Ontology annotation, cellular component: membrane.